This is a messenger RNA of Scleropages formosus (Asian bonytongue), 860 nucleotides long. RefSeq names its product DLA class II histocompatibility antigen, DR-1 beta chain-like. NCBI's taxonomy places the organism in Eukaryota, Metazoa, Chordata, Actinopteri, Osteoglossiformes, Osteoglossidae. The record is from RefSeq and is a predicted model, not a curated record. The transcript has 4 exons. Bases 88 to 747 code for a protein of 219 amino acids.
GCAGACACAAGAAAAGGGAUUGUCUAUUUUACAAUUAAUGGACUUCGGAUAAACGAUUCGGAUUUUUACAUCUGUGAAGUGAAGCGAAUGAAACCUGCACCUGUGAUCCUUUUAAACAGCUGCAACAUAUCUCUUCAAGUAACAGCUCGUCCCACGGUGUCUGUGUCCCAGGUGGAGGGACCCAGUGGAGUUCCCAUGCUCCUCUGCUCCUCUAGGAACUUUCACCCAGCACCAAUAGAGCAGGUGUGGCUCUGGAAUGGACUUCCCCUCAACACCACAUCCCUCCACAAAAAUAUCACAGCCAAUACGGAUGGAUCCUUCAGCCUUGACACACACCUGUCUCUGCAGUCCGAGCACACUGAGGAUGUGCCCUACUCCUGCUGGGUGAACCACUCCUCACUGUCCACUCCCAUCACUGUCCACUACAUUCCGACUCCUGACAGAGCUCAAACUGCUGAUUUUAGAGAUCCGCAGAUUCUGGCCUUGGUUGGUGUGUUUGUUGCAGUGUUGCUGAUUACUUUUUUCUUCAUUUUUUUCCAAUAUCAAAACAUCAAAAAAGUGCUCCUCUGUUACACCUCUGGCUCCGUCCACAACGCUGGAAAUGAUCAGGAGCGGGAGCUGGUUACUCCUGCUGCAGAUGACAAAAUAUACUCAGUUCUGUGGGACCAGCAGAAAAACAAAGUAAAUGUAAUCUCACAGACUCCUCCACAGCGUUUGUCCAAAUGCAGCUACACAUCUUGGAGUUGAGAAGCCUGGUAUUUUAAUAAAAUGUCAUGCCUCACAGCCUAUGCUUCGGGGAUGAAUUAAUACUUAUGUUUGACAUUUUUCUCAAGGUUACAACAGUCUGACUGUGACUUUGG